AUGGCCCUCAUAAAUUCUUUCUGCACUAAACAUAAACACAUACUUAGCAACACAACAACAUUAGACAAAAGAGAAUGCAAACUUACAGAACAACCAGAUAAAGAUGAGGAUGUAGAUCGUGUGAAAAGAUAUACUAACGACGCUGACUACGUAUAUGUCGAUCAUGGACAGGGACAUAACCAAGAAAUCGGAGUUCCUGGUCCUCCUGGGAAACAGGGUGAUAAAGGAAUGAGAGGAUCUCCUGGUCGAGCUGGAUCUCCUGGAUCAAAAGGAGGUAGAGGAGACCCUGGAAAAACCGGACGUGUGGGACCUCAAGGGUCCAAUGGGACUCCGGGAUCAAAAGGUGAAAUGGGAAAUCCUGGGAAAAAUGGUAAAACUGGUGAACAAGGGGCUGCUGGAUCAACUGGAGAAAAGGGAAUGGAUGGAGCCCCUGGCUUCAAUGGAAUGGAUGGAGCAAAGGGAUCACCAGGUAAUGAUGGUAUCCAGGGUGAACAAGGAGAUACAGGACCUGCUGGAGAAGCUGGGAGCACUGGAGACAUUGGGCCAGAAGGACCAUCUGGUCCGACUGGACCUGCUGGACCAAAAGGAGAAAGGGGAAUGAUAGGAGAACAAGGAACACAAGGAGAUGCUGGUCGCACAGGAGAUAAAGGAAACACUGGACGUCGUGGUGAAUCUGGACAAACAGGGCCAUCUGGACCCACUGGUCCAAAAGGAGAAACUGGUUCGUCAGGAAAUGGAGAUAAGGAUCCAAAUGGAGAUGACGUAAAGGAUGGUGUGGAUCCAGAUAAACCUAAAGGUGGACAUUGA
Mytilus trossulus (common blue mussel) is the source of this 807-nucleotide messenger RNA. Its product is annotated as collagen alpha-1(I) chain-like. The transcript is spliced from 6 exons. Lineage: Eukaryota; Metazoa; Mollusca; Bivalvia; Mytilida; Mytilidae. Gene Ontology annotation, cellular component: extracellular matrix. Bases 1 to 807 code for a protein of 268 amino acids. The record is from RefSeq and is a predicted model, not a curated record.